AUGCAACUCCGCUCCCGUAAGACUUACAGCUCUGCUUCUCCGUGUGGGUCUCUCGCUGCGUUAUCACCGCCGGUUUUAUUAGAGAGAAAAUCACAUACACGUAAAAAUGGAAAUUCUAAUUCGCAGAGCGAUCUUAAUUCAGAAAAUGACAAAAUUGCUCGUCAUUGUUCUUCCGUUCGCCGAGACCGCACUCGUGUGCGCCCUCGUCGUAAUGUAGUGGCUAGAAAAAAAUGUCGGCUUUCUACUACUGAAGAAGACCUUGAAGAAGCCACGAGACGACGAUUUCGAGUACUCCAAUCAGCUUUUGGGCCAGAAGAUCGCGUUGACGACUCCAGCUGGAUUACGGGUACGCUCAUCGACUUAGUGCUCUGGAAGUUUGCGAAUUUGUACAAAGCGGUACAUUUUCUGCCUACAGCCUUUUACCACUUGCAUUUGGAGGCGGCAUUGAAUGCAACAGGGUCUCCAUGGCAACGGAGAUAUCAGGGUCAGCGAACAAAGCGAGAUUAUGUCGUACGAGACGUACUGGGUUGCAUCGUGAAUUACAAUCGUCAGAAACCUUUGAUUUUUAUUGUCAACGUCGAUCAAAUUCACUGGAACUUGUUCCGCUUACAGUUGAACCCCAUACCAAAGCUACAGCUUUUUGAGCCGAUGGGAAGAUUAGCGUCAAGGUCUGGAAUUUCGUAUAGAUCAGUGCCCCGCGCCGUAAUUGAAUGGCUCGAUGUGUGUUACCCACAAGACAAAUGCUGGUUAGAGCGCACUGAGAGCGCUAUUACAAACAAGCAGCAGGUCAGUGGAUUUGACUGUGGUGUUGCGUGUUUGCUUUACGCAGACAAGUGUGGACGUGGACAGAGCAUCGAAGAGAUAAACGAUGAGAUUGACCAGCAAGCCAUCACGUCUUUUCGCAAGCAGCUGCAGCUUCAAUUAGGAGCGCAGGGUAACGACUCAGAUGGCUAA
Molecule: messenger RNA, 954 nt
Organism: Plasmopara halstedii
Lineage: Eukaryota; Oomycota; Peronosporomycetes; Peronosporales; Peronosporaceae
Product: ubiquitin-1-specific protease
Exons: 1
Coding region: 1-954 (317 amino acids)
Biological process (GO): proteolysis
Molecular function (GO): cysteine-type peptidase activity
Source: RefSeq, a predicted model, not a curated record